CUCUCCCUCUCUCUGUCUCUGUCUCUCUCUUUUGGUGGUGGUUGCCAUCCAUCCCAUCUUCUUCCGGCUCUCUCAUCUCCUCUCCGUCGGAUGAUAUAUAAUUCCGUCUAAAGGUUUCUCUUCCACCAUCUCCUCUCUUGCUACUUUCCCCCGCACUCCUCUCUUCUCUAGCAGUCGUUUCUUGUACUUUUUCUUUAUUUCGUUGAUAUACUUUUGGAGGUCUGGAGCGUCUGGUAGCUGGGGGAGGGAUGGAGGAGUUGUCCCAGACGGGGGCCAACCCCAGAGGGGGGCGCUUCAUGUACGCACCCUCCUCCGUGGUCACAGCCUCAACCACCACCACCACCACCCCAACCACUGUACUGGUUGCACCCCCCACCACUGCCUCCAUUUCCAUCUACUCUGGCACAAACCCAAAGGCGAACACUUUUCCCCACCUCCACCCCCCCAAACCCGAGGCCGCCUCCUCUUCCUCCUCCCACCUCUACCCGGUCACCAGACCUACUGACGUGGACGCCAUGAAGGCCCGAAUCAUCUCCCACCCCCAUUAUUCCAACCUCCUCAAAGCCUACAUGGACUGCCAAAAGGUCGGAGCUCCGCCGGAGGUGGCGGACCGGCUCUCGGCAGUGGCGAGGGAGUUUGAAGUGAGGCAGCGGGCCCACGUGGGCUGCCGGGACCAGCCGGCCGACCCCGAGCUCGACCAAUUCAUGGAGGCAUACUACCAUAUGCUAGUGAAGUAUAGGGAGGAACUAACAAGGCCAAUGGAGGAGGCGAUGGAUUUUAUCAGGAGGUUUGAGUCGCAGCUCAACUCCCUCACCAAUGGAUCCUUCUGCAUCCUCACUGAUGAUAAAUGUGGAGCUUGUUCCUCUGAAGAGGAUCACCAAGAAGGCAGUGGGGGCGAAACGGAGCUUCCUGAGAUUGAUCCCCGAGCAGAAGACAGGGAACUGAAACACCAUCUGCUGAAGAAGUAUAGUGGGUACUUGAGCAGCCUGAGGCAGGAGCUGUCCAAGAAGAAGAAGAAAGGUAAGCUUCCGAAGGAGGCCCGGCAGAAGCUGCUUAGCUGGUGGGAGCUGCAUUAUAAGUGGCCAUAUCCCUCGGAGUCAGAAAAGGUGGCCCUGGCAGAAUCGACUGGCCUUGAUCAGAAACAGAUUAACAACUGGUUCAUAAACCAAAGGAAGCGGCAUUGGAAGCCGACGGAGGAUAUGCAGUUUGUUGUGAUGGAUGGUUACCAUCCCCAGAACGCCGCUGCUCUGUACAUGGAUGGGCAUUUAAUGGGUGAGGGCUUGUACCGAUUCGGACCAUGACCUGGUCUUGGUGUACCUGGCUUUGUUGUAAUAGUUUCUUAGAGGCCUGUUUGUUGGGGAAAUUGAAGUGUAUGGUUAUGCUUGUGGUAGUGGGGAAUUUUCAUGAUUUUUGAAUGCCCGUCAUCUUUUUUUGUUCGUAAUUUAGGGGCUGUAACUAGUAAUGCCGUUUGUACUAGUUAUUGAUGUGGCUACCUUCUUAAAUCUAUUGAAGUUAUUGGUGUAACAAAUAUUAUUACCAUCAUGGCAAUAUUUCUGAAUAAGUUGAUGAUUUUA
This is a messenger RNA of Phoenix dactylifera (date palm), 1574 nucleotides long. Lineage: Eukaryota; Viridiplantae; Streptophyta; Magnoliopsida; Arecales; Arecaceae. The record is from RefSeq and is a predicted model, not a curated record.